Erigeron canadensis is the source of this 615-nucleotide messenger RNA. RefSeq lists its product as uncharacterized. The coding region runs from base 1 to 615 and encodes 204 amino acids. The record is from RefSeq and is a predicted model, not a curated record. Lineage: Eukaryota; Viridiplantae; Streptophyta; Magnoliopsida; Asterales; Asteraceae. The transcript is spliced from 2 exons.
AUGAUCCAGGAUGGAGUGAAAGAGAAAGUGCAAAGUGCGCCACUAAAACGCCACAUUACGCCUCAUCGCCCACGCCCCCGGUCCCGGUCUCGGGCACGGGCGCGGGCGCGUCGGUGGAAUAAUUGGGUUCCCCGUAAGGUUGGAUUGUUGUCUUGGCGUGUCGCUCUUAACCGUCUUCCUGUUCUUACUGCAUUAGCUAGAAGAAAUAUUGUGUCGCCUUCUGUUUUGUGCCCGAUCUGUGGAGAGGCACCCGAGGUUGUGGCCCAUAUUUUUCUUGAAUGCGGCUUGGCUCAAUCUGUUUGGGAGAUGGUUUCACAGUGGUGCAAGAUUCAACCUAUGUACUCGUUUAGCUUCAAAGGCUUACUGGAAGUUCAUGUGUAUACAAGAGGGUCGGCUUUGUUUAUGAAGGCAUUACACGGAAUUGUUUUGAUUGCUAUUUGGUGUAUUUGGCGUGCACGAAAUGACAUGGUAUUUAAAGGCGUCAAGAUCUCUUUACAUAAGUUAGUUGGUGAAAUAAAGGCUAAAAGCUUUUUAUGGAUUAGGAGUCGUGCAAAACUGCAGAGUGCAUCUUGGUAUUCAUGGACAUCUUUUGAUUCGGGGGGUAUUGGAUUGUAG